GCCCCCCCCACGGGGCUCCGCGUCACAGCGAGUGCCAGCACCCUUCGCCCGGCCCCGUGUUAAUGAUCCACCCGCCUGCGCCGCUGCCGCCACUGCCAGCCCCCGGCAGCCACCCUGGUGAGCCCUGUGUGGUGGCGGUGGUGGUGGUGGCAGCAGAGCUGGGGGUCCUCAGCCGGGACGGCUGGGGGGGCCGGCAGCUCCCUGCCCCAUGCCCCACCCCUCCGCCCCAACACCCAGAUAAGCGCGGCUGCGGGCAGCACCCAUUUCCCGGCGCGCGGCGUGGGUGGGAGAGCUGGCAGGGACCAUGGCCGUGGCGACGGUGAACCUCCGUGCUGUGACCUCCUGGGUGGGCAUCGCCCGGCUCUUUGCCAUCGUGUUGUCCUGCAUCGCCUUCAGCUUGGUGGCCUCCACCGGGGACUUCGGGGGUCCCUACGGAACAUGGUGCAUGUUCACCUGGUGCUUCUGCUUCGCUGUGACGCUGCUGGUGCUGGUGCUGGAGCUGCUGGAGCUUUACCCCAAGCUGCCGCUUUCCUGGGAUGACUUCACCUCAGCUUUCUCCAUGCUGGCGGCGUUGAUGGUCUUCACCACCUCGGUAGUUUUUCCCUCCACCUUCAUCAGCAGCCCCUGCAGCAGCAACAAGUGUGUCCGGCAGGCCGUGGCCACCACCUUCUCCUGCCUCUGCUUCCUUGCCUACGCCCUCGAGGUGGGGCUCACCCGUGCCAAGCCAGGGGACAUCAGCAGCUUCCUCUCCACCGUGCCUGGGCUCCUCAAGGUCUUUGAAGCCUAUGUGGCUUGUCUCAUCUUCUCCUUGCUGGAUGCCUACAGUUCGGAAGCUGGCCUGCAGUGGUGCGUGGCUGUCUACUCCAUCUGCUUCAUCAUCACUCUCCUCAUCAUCAUCUUCACCAUCGGCCGGUGCCUCACCUACAUGCCCUGCCCGCUGGAGAAGAUGCUGGUGGGCUACAAUGCCUUGGCCCUGGUGAUGUACCUCACUGCCACCAUCCUCUGGCCCCUCUACAGCUUCAGGGGAAAGAGCCGCCCCAACUCCUGCGGCAGGAAUUGCUGGUGGAACAAGCACCUGGGGAUCACCUUCCUCACCAUCUUCAACCUCAUCGCCUACUUGGUGGACCUGGUCUACUCCACCAAGAUGGUUUUCAUCAGGGCACCUCCCUAAGGGCUCCGGGUGCCCCCGUGGGGUGAGGUGGUGGUGGGACGCGACUGGGUGCUGGUGCCGGCACUGGUGUGGGGCUGCCAGCGGAGCUGAGGAAGAGGCUGGACGCCUCGGAAAGCUCCUUCUCCCCACGCCAGAGUGGAGAGCCACAGGGUGCUCCUGGGGGUGUGCUCAGCCCGGUGCCCCAUGGUGGGGGCCAGAAGGCUGGGU
Athene cunicularia (burrowing owl) is the source of this 1378-nucleotide messenger RNA. It is a transcript of the gene MYADM, whose product is annotated as myeloid associated differentiation marker. The coding region runs from base 305 to 1171 and encodes 288 amino acids. Gene Ontology annotation, cellular component: membrane. The transcript has a single exon. The record is from RefSeq and is a predicted model, not a curated record. NCBI's taxonomy places the organism in Eukaryota, Metazoa, Chordata, Aves, Strigiformes, Strigidae.